Molecule: messenger RNA, 2025 nt
Organism: Leopardus geoffroyi (Geoffroy's cat)
Lineage: Eukaryota; Metazoa; Chordata; Mammalia; Carnivora; Felidae
Gene: RPP25L
Product: ribonuclease P/MRP subunit p25 like
Exons: 2
Coding region: 1228-1719 (163 amino acids)
Biological process (GO): tRNA 5'-leader removal
Cellular component (GO): ribonuclease MRP complex
Molecular function (GO): RNA binding
Source: RefSeq, a predicted model, not a curated record
AGGAUAAAGAGUGGAGAAGAGUGGUGCUUCACUCCAAGUGUUUGCUGCCCCCUUGUGGUCUCAGGGAGUGCUGUGGUCCCAGAUCCCUUUUUAACAGUCCGCUGGCCACCCAACGGUUUCACUAGCGUCUCAAAUUCAGCAUGUCGAAAAGAAGUCUGAAACUGGGAGUCAUCCUAGACUCUUUCCUUCUCAGUUCAGUCACCAACUCUUCACCAAACCUACGUCUCCCAGCUUAAUCUACUUUUCUGUAUUCCCACUGCCAUUUCUCUUAAUUCUUACAAAUCAUUUAACAACUAUUUGAGCGCCUAUUAUACACUAGGCAACAUACGAGUCUCAGUGGACACGCCCCCGGGAUCCCGCGGCCGUUGGUCGAGGCCCAGUUCCCCCACCCCAACCCCCUCUGGCGGCAGCACAAAUUGGUUUGCUCACAAAUUGGUUUGCCCCCUGAUGAAAACCCUCCGUGGCUUGCCAUGCCCACAGAAUGAAGUCCAAUGUCAGAACUCGGUGACCAAGGGACUCCCCCGCGCAGCAGCAGUCACUUCGAACGGAACCCCUUGCCACUGUCCAAAGUAAAACCCAAUGCUUCGCCUUUGUUCUUGCUGUGCGCCCAGCUGGUGACGCCAGCGGAACCAUCUUCUCAGGGCCAGAUCCUUCCCAACUUUGAGACACGAGUCUCUGAUGGUGGCUCCUCUCCGGAGGGCUCUCUCUCCACCCCAGUAGGGAUGCCCUUGCUCCAGGAUGUAACAUCGGAGACUGUCUACAUGUUCAUGGUCACGGGAUGUUCUGGCUCAGCUGACUCCUAGAAGUCCCCGCGAAACUCAGCUUUCCCGCUGAGGCACCGCUAGGCACGGCCCCUUAGGUCCCGCCCCUACACGGCGUGCGCGGCCCCGCGGCUUCGGCGCGCUCCCGGCUUGGGCGCCAUCUUGGCUCCUGAUCGAAUUUGAGGCGUGCGCGGCCAGGGCGGUGAGAGCGAGAACGCAGUGGGGUGGGGGGACGCUGGAGGUAGAGGGAAAAGAGGGGAGGCUGGUCCUUGGUCUCUGCGGCUUGCUGAGCUCUGGAGUCCGCCCGUGGCGGUGGAGACGGCCAGGUUGUGGACUCCACUCUAUGAGUAGCCCAGGCAGCCCUCCGCGUCAAGCCUCUGCUGCCGUUUCUGAGGGAUCUGGGCUGAGGGCAUUGACACUGGGAAUCUCAAGUGGGCCGUGAAAUUCAGAUACAACAGCAAGUGGGAUGGAGCACUACCGGAAAGCUGGCUCUGUGGAACUCCCAGCACCUUCUCCGAUGCCCCAGCUACCUCCUGAUACCCUGGAGAUGCGGGUCCGAGAUGGCAGCAAAAUCCGCAACCUGCUGGGGCUGGCACUGGGUCGAUUGGAGGGUGGUAGUGCACGGCAUGUGGUGUUCUCAGGUUCUGGCAGGGCUGCAGGAAAGGCGGUCAGCUGUGCUGAGAUUGUCAAGCGGCGGGUACCAGGCCUCCAUCAGCUUACCAAAUUGCGCUUCCUGCAGACCGAGGACAGCUGGGUGCCAGUCUCACCUGACACAGGCCUAGAUCCCCUCACGGUGCGCCGCCAUGUACCUGCAGUGUGGGUACUGCUCAGCCGGGACCCCCUGGACCCUAAUGAAUGUGGCUACCAGCCUCCAGGAGCACCCCCUGGCUUGGGCCCCACAUCAAGCUCCAGCUGUGGCCCACGACCCCGAAGAAGGGUUCGAGACACUUGGUCCUGAAGAUCUGCUGAGCAAGCUGUUCCCCAGGCAUGAAUGUCUAGGAUGGCUUUGCCUUCUCUGAGAAGUCUCUGUAACUGUUCAACAUCCCCAACAAGACUUGAAUCUACAGAAAUGAGCUUCCCUGUCCUGCUUCCCCUUCUCUCUGGUGUGUGAAAAGGGACUGCUACAGUGACAGGUGUGCAGUCUUAGGUGGCUUCUGGAUUGCUUAAGAAGGGCUUACUCAGCCUUCUCCCUACUGUGCUUCUGUCCUUUCUUCUGACAAAAAUACAGGGAGUGGUUAGGAAAUAAAGGUUCUGCCUAAUUGUC